This is a messenger RNA of Penaeus indicus, 4629 nucleotides long. RefSeq names its product cohesin subunit SA-2-like (gene SA1). Gene Ontology annotation, cellular component: chromatin; cohesin complex; nucleus. Gene Ontology annotation, molecular function: chromatin binding. Lineage: Eukaryota; Metazoa; Arthropoda; Malacostraca; Decapoda; Penaeidae. Gene Ontology annotation, biological process: sister chromatid cohesion. The transcript is spliced from 22 exons. Bases 103 to 4134 code for a protein of 1343 amino acids. The record is from RefSeq and is a predicted model, not a curated record.
GUCACAGUUUGUUUGGAGUUUUGUGUCAUGGCGAAGCAAAAGCUUGUGUGGAAGGAAAUUAUCUGAUUUUUCGAGUGAAGAGGAAGAUAAACGAAAGCCAAAAUGUUGCGUCGGGGUGGGAAGCGCAUCCGUAUGGAUGAGCCACCACCAGAGUAUGAUGCACCACCCAUGACUCCAAUGACACCAGCAUCAGAACUGCAGGAACCCUAUACACCUUAUACACCUUACACUCCAGCUGCUGAGACGCCUCUUCACCACCCUGAUUAUCAGAUGGGCUACAACCAGUCCUAUGACCAGCCAGUCCAUCACCAGCCCCCGCAGACGCCUCAGCAGCAGCAUAUUUAUGGUCACCAGGAAUAUGAUCAGCAGCAACAACAGCAGCAGCAGCAACAACAACAACAAGCCUACCAGCAACAGCAGCAGCAAAAUGUUUAUCAAAACAUCUAUGAACAACAGCCCCCACAGACUCCAACACCUCAUUAUCAACAACAACACACUCCUCAGGCACAUGUGGAGCCGGAGCCAGAGCCAGAGCCAGAAAUGGAGCCUGAGGAGCAGGAUGAGGACAUGGACCAUGAUGCAGAGUCUGACAUAGAUGCCCAUGAGGAGGAGGACCAGCAGCCGGCCCAGAAUUAUGAGCCAAUCCCAAGGUUGACAAUUUCCAUCCGUGGGAGAGGCAGAGGUCGCGGACGAGGCAGGAUUGCUACCAUUAAAAAGAUUGGAGAUCAGAUUGUUGGAGAGCCACCACGCAAGAGAGGAAGGCCUGGCAGAAAGCCUAUUACUGAGGUCAUGGCUGAAGAUGAACAGUCUCUGUAUUUUAUUGUGAGAAAUGGAAGAACAGCCUUAGCGCAAGUGGUUGAUGAUUGGAUAGACUCUUACAAGGAUAACCGUGAUGGAGCAUUGCUACAGCUUAUGCAGUUCUUCAUCAAUGCUGCUGGUUGCAAGGGCAAGAUCACACCACAUAUGCAGGCUACCAUGGAACAUGCUGAGAUUAUCAGGCGGAUGACAGAGGAAUUUGAGGAGGAAAGCGGUGAGUAUCCAUUAAUCCAGAGCGGUCAGCAGUGGAAGAAGUUUCGCAGUAACUUCUGCGAGUUUGUGCAGCUUUUGGUGAAACAGUGUCAGUACUCCAUUAUCUAUGACCAGUACCUUAUGGACAACGUCAUCUCUCUCCUCACUGGCCUCUCUGACUCCCAAGUCAGAGCUUUUCGACACACAGCAACACUCGCAGCCAUGAAAUUGAUGACGGCAUUGGUGGAUGUUGCUCUGACGGUGUCUGUCAACCUUGAUAACACUCAGCGCCAGUAUGAGUCAGAGAGACAGAAGUCUCGUGAGAAACGUGCAUCUGACCGCCUUGAAUCAUUGAUGUCAAAAAGACAAGAACUGGAAGAAAACAUGGAUGAAAUCAAGAACAUGCUCACAUAUAUGUUCAAGUCUGUCUUUGUUCAUAGAUACAGGGACACACUACCUGAAAUCCGCUCCAUCUGUAUGGCAGAAAUUGGCUUGUGGAUGAAGAAAUUCCACCAAAACUUUUUGGAUGACUCGUACCUGAAAUACAUUGGUUGGACACUUCAUGAUAAAGUAGGUGAUGUGCGACUCAAAUGCUUACAAGCCCUCCAGCCCUUGUAUGCCAGUGAAGAACUCAAAGGGAAGCUGGAACUCUUCACCAGCAAGUUCAAAGAUCGUAUUGUGGCCAUGACUCUGGACAAGGAAUAUGAUGUUGCUGUUCAGGCAGUGAAACUGGUGAUCUCUAUUCUCAAAUAUCACAGGGAUAUUUUGACAGACAAAGACUGUGAACAUGUGUAUGAACUUGUGUACUCUUCCCAUCGUGCCGUUGCACAAGCAGCAGGAGAGUUCUUGAAUGAGCGUCUUUUCAUUCCUGAUGACGAGGCUGUUGCUGCUCUGAGAACAAAGCGUGGCAAGAAGCGUAGACCUAACACUCCCCUCAUCAGAGAUUUGGUUCAGUUCUUCAUUGAGUCUGAGUUACAUGAGCAUGGAGCAUAUUUGGUGGAUUCUCUUAUUGAAAGCAAUGACAUGAUGAAGGACUGGGAGUGCAUGACAGAUCUCCUCCUGGAAGAACCUGGGCCAAUGGAAGAACCCUUAGAUGAUCGUCAAGAGACCAGUCUUAUAGAAAUCAUGGUUUGCUGCAUCAAGCAAGGAGCCACAGGAGAACCUCCUGUUGGUAGAGGCCCAACAAGGAAGCAAAUACUGUCAGCCAAAGAGGUUAAGCAAGUGAAUGAUGACAGAGCAAAGUUAACAGAACACUUAAUCCCAACAUUGCCACAACUUCUGCACAAGUAUUUGGCUGACCCAGAGAAGGUAGCCAACCUCCUCCUCAUCCCUCAGUACUUUGACUUGGAAAUAUACACUACAAGCAGACAAGAGAAGAAUUUGGACUUGCUCCUGAAGCUUAUUCAAGAAGUGGCUGAUAAGCACAGUGACACUGAGGUAUUGGAAACAGCAGCAAAGACCUUAGAGAUCCUGUGUAAUGAUGACUACACUAUAUACUCCCGGUGUGACAUUGCAAGGUCCUCUCUAUUAGACAUGGUGGUCAACAAGUACAAAGAAGCUAAUGAUGAAUACCUCACCCUUAUUGAUGGUGAGGAGGAACCUGAUGAAGAUGAAACCUUUGCUUUGGUAUCAUCUGUGAAGAAAGUGUCCAUCUUUUAUUCCUGCCACAACAUGGGCCCAUGCAAUAUUUGGGAUUCACUGUACAAAAACAUCAGCUAUGCUAUUGAUGGCAGUAAAUCUCUACCAGAGGAGGCAACAAAGUACUGCAUUUCUUCAUGCUUCUUUGGUGUUAUGUGGGAACUGCACCAAAUAGAAAUGGACAAGCGGACUAUUACACAUGAUGCCGUUGAAGCUCUACGUACUCGUCUGCACCUGUUCUUGGAUGCAUGCAAACACCUAUUGGCUAAUUCAAACAACCAAGUCUUCAGAGAGGAGGCUUAUGUGACAUUGUGUGAUCUUCUGAUUGUGUUCAGCCGUCAGUUGUUGGCCAAUGCACAUCUGGCUCCUCUGGUGUAUGUGCCAGACAGGGGCCUGCAGCAUCUCCUCAACCACUUCAUUCAAACCUACGUAUUUAUUGAUGAUGAGGAUGAAGAACAAGAUGAACACGUCAAAAUUGAAGAACUCCACAAAAGACGUAACUUCCUUGCCACUUUUUGCAAGUUAAUUGUGUACAAUGUUCUGCCAACAAAGGUUGCUGCAGAUGUCUUCAAACAUUAUGUCAGAUAUUAUGAUGAUUAUGGCGAUAUCAUCAAGGCCACCUUGGGCAAAGCCCGUGAGAUUAAUAAGGUGAACUCUGCCAGAACCAUGGCAUUGGCCCUUACAAUGAUCUUCCGAGAACUUCACAAAGAUAAUGUGAGAAUCAACAGGCAAGGUGUAGACUUCAUUAGUCUCAAGGAACUGGCCAAACGAUUUGCAUUGUCCUUCGGUCUUGAUGCUGUGAAAAAUCGUGAGGCAAUUACUGCGCUUCACCGGGAAGGCAUUCUGUUUGCUGUUAACCCGCUUGAAAACCCUGCUGAUCCUACAGGACCUCCUCCCAACCUUGCUUUCUUGGAGAUAUUAACUGAAUUCACAAAUAAGCUCUUGAAACAGGACAAGAGAGUUGUGCUUGCAUACCUUGAUCGUCGCAUAGCUGCUGGUAUGCCAAGCUCAAGAGGGGAGGACUGGCAGCCAUUACUUAUGUAUCGCAAUUCACUGGUGCACGGAGAGGGUGAUCAGCCACCUCAGACCUCUAAGCGUGCCUACACCCGCAAGCGCAAACAUGUUGAUGAUGAUGACGAUGACGAUGAAGAUGAUGAUGCUGGAUUCCAGCCACCCAUCGAGGAACCUCGUGAGACGGGACGCCCCAAGAGACGAAGAAGGCUGGAACAGACACACCCAGAUAUCAUUGGUCGUACCAUCCGUCACAAAUGGUACAUCGACGGAGAAGGGGUGUACUGUACUGGUACAGUUCUGGGUAUUUCUGCCCCAGGGACAAUCCCUGAAGAGUCAGAUGACGGCCAGUUCAUCAAUGGCACAUGUUAUGACAUUCAGUAUGAUGAUGAGGACUUUGUGAGGCACUUGAUUCUUGAGGGAGACUGGCAGAGAGGAGACAUUGCUGUUUUGGGUCGUGCGGAUAAUGUGCCAUAAACCGUUUUCAGUGUAUGUUUUAUAGCUAUUUUAAUAUUCUGGAUUAGCUGUACAAGUUUUCUGAAGAUCUUCCUUGGUCUGUCAUUUACUUUGUAUGUUUCUAUUUAGAAGUUAAAUUUCCAGAAUAAAAUAAUUUUCAAGAGUGAAUGUGUGUGUGUGUGUGUGUAUAUGGUGUGUUUGUAAUUGUAUCAUUAAUUCACCCAGUAGAAGUCAUGUUUUGGGACCUGUGUAAGUGACUUUUAAAAUAUUUAGAGAUAUAUGUAGUCUAUUUUUACAGAGCUAUUCAGAAAGGGUUAUUUGAUCUCGGAAAAAGUUUGUAUUUUGUACUAGAUUUCUGACAAAGAAGGAAGGAUCCUGAUAUUUAGAAUCCAGAGAGAAUCCUAUUAAAUUUUAGUUUUAUUUAUACUUUGUUCAGUAUUUGUAAGUAAUGUAUUGCUGAAAUUUUGAAAGUUUCAAGCAGUGGACAAAUUUUAUUAAUAAAUUUUUCUAAGGAAA